UCAAUUUAAAGUCAUUUAUUGAAAGACGCUAGACAAAUUAUUAUAAAUAAUAAUAAACCUUAUUUUAGUAUAGCAAUGGAUUUUUGUGGAAAAAAAAACUAUAUAGAACCGUCUCGUGCUUUGUAAUAUUAUCGAAAAAUGGUUCAGUUGAAACAGGUUUCGCUUCGUUUGAAGUCCAUUAAAAAUAUUCAGAAAAUCACUAAGACAAUGAAAAUGGUGUCCGCGAGCAAGUUCACGAAGGCGGAGCGCGAAUUAAGCUCAGCGCGACCCUUCGGCUACGGGCCUCGGAAAUUUUACGAGUCCAGCCACUUGGUGAAACCAGAGAAGAAACCGGAUGAUAAAUCCAAAGAGGAACCAGCGCCAGAACCGGUCGUUGGGAAAGACGAGGAGGGAAAAGACGCGAAGAAGGUCAGAAGACUGUAUGUCGCCGUGACUUCAGACAGAGGUCUGUGCGGCGGAGUUCAUUCUGGUAUAUCCCGUCGCAUCAGGAAGAACUUGACCGAUCGCAGGGCGGAACCCGCCAGCAACAAGCUGAUAUGUAUCGGUGACAAAUCCAGAGCAAUCCUGAGGCGUAUCUUCAGCGACAAUAUGCUCAUGAAUGUCAAAGACAUUGGUCGCAUUUCUCCCGUGUUCGCGGAUGCCUCUGCCAUAGCAGCAUCUAUAAUGCAGUCAGGGUUCAUAUACGACUUGGGUGAAAUCUACUAUAACAAAUACUUCAGCGCCGUUAAAUACGAGCUGACCGUAAUCCCCGUCUUCCACAAGGAUAAAAUUGAGAGAGCACCGAACAUGCAUGCAUUUGAUGACGUUGAGGAGGAUCAACUCGAAAGCUAUUCAGAGUGGACGUUGGCGGCUCUUCUGUUUUACGCUCUCAAGGAAUCGGCAGCAUCAGAGCAAUCAGCUCGCAUGGCUGCCAUGGACAAUGCGACCAAGAACGCCGACGAUAUGAUCAAGAAAUUAACACUUCUAUUCAAUAGAACUCGCCAGGCAGUCAUCACGAGAGAGCUCAUAGAGAUCAUAUCCGGAGCCGCUGCUCUCUAACGAUAUGCGAUACGGUUGCAAACAUUAUUUACAUGACAAAUUUCAUAAAAUUGAAGAACGUCGUUUAUUUAAACUUAGAACAUUAACGUUGACCUUGUUAUUUAUAAUAUUUGGUAAUAAGGUAAUUGUUUAGAAAGGGAAACAAUAAUAUGAUACUAUUAGUUGAUAAAACGUAUCUUAUUUAAG
Molecule: messenger RNA, 1224 nt
Organism: Danaus plexippus (monarch butterfly)
Lineage: Eukaryota; Metazoa; Arthropoda; Insecta; Lepidoptera; Nymphalidae
Product: ATP synthase subunit gamma, mitochondrial-like
Exons: 5
Coding region: 139-1038 (299 amino acids)
Biological process (GO): proton motive force-driven ATP synthesis
Molecular function (GO): proton-transporting ATP synthase activity, rotational mechanism
Source: RefSeq, a predicted model, not a curated record